Molecule: messenger RNA, 465 nt
Organism: Rotaria sp. Silwood1
Lineage: Eukaryota; Metazoa; Rotifera; Eurotatoria; Philodinida; Philodinidae
Source: the annotation of a GenBank genome assembly
AUGCAAUCAUUACCAAAACUUAUUAAACGACCGGCUUAUGUAGAAAUGUGUUGUAAAAGAGAAUAUGAUUAUAUCGAUGCAUGUUGGUCAUCAUAUGCAUUAUGUUCAGAUGAUGCAUACAAAACACUUAAUACACCCAUUGUUUAUAAUAAGAAAAUUAUUGAUCCUGAAGUUCUAUUACCACUUGAUGCUGAAUUACUCUAUUAUUCAAUACAAUCAGCAAAACGUCAACAAGAAAAACAACAAAAAUAUUCAUCAGAAUCUAUGUCUGUUCAACAACAGCCACAAAUAAUAGAAAAUCAGCAAGAAAAUACAGUACCAUUUGUUUCUGGCAAGAAAGAUAUACCAGCUCAAGUGAAAACUACAGUAGAUAAAUCAGAAAGACUACUAAAAGUCAAGUCUUCAAAACGUGUCAAAGCCAAAAAAAUCGUCACAAUCCAUACGAAAGAGGACAAAGAAGAAUAA